Messenger RNA from Haliotis rubra (blacklip abalone), 423 nucleotides. Its product is annotated as caffeoyl-CoA O-methyltransferase-like. NCBI's taxonomy places the organism in Eukaryota, Metazoa, Mollusca, Gastropoda, Lepetellida, Haliotidae. Gene Ontology annotation, molecular function: S-adenosylmethionine-dependent methyltransferase activity; O-methyltransferase activity. The record is from RefSeq and is a predicted model, not a curated record. The coding region runs from base 1 to 423 and encodes 140 amino acids. The transcript is spliced from 4 exons.
AUGGCGGAAGCACUUCCGGAAGAUGGCGCCGUUGUCACGUGCGAGUGCGAACCGUAUCUCGUUGAAACUGCCAGAAAGUGGUUCGACGAGACGCCAUUCGGGAAGAGGAUUGACAUCCGUCAAGGUCCGGCGCUGGACUCCCUGGACCAGCUUGCCGCGGAGGGUCAGACAUUCGACGUUGUGUAUCUUGACGCCGACGAGCCGAACUACACGGCGUACUUCAAGAAACUGCUUGACCUUGGCCUUCUGGCUGAGGGUGGGACGUUGAUGGUGGACAACAGCUUGUUUCACGGCUUUCCGUACACUCAGCCCGGCUCGACGGUGGAUCUGUUCAACAAGGCGGUGAUGGACGACGACCGGGUGGAACAGAUUCUGUUGCCUAUCUUCGACGGCGUAUCAUUAAUCAGGAGGAAGGGGGAAUAA